AUGUUCAUCGUAGUGACUGGCUACAAAAUUAAACGCGACACUGAGUCGUCUAUCAGCAAUACUAACUCUGGAGGUACAGAUUCAAAAUAUCCAACUGGUGCUAUCAUUGGAGCUGUAGUUGGCGGUAGCAUCGGAUUUGUACUUCUCGUGUCACCCAGUCCUGCCGUUACUGGCAUGCAUAGUGUUGUUGCUAGUGCAUAUCGAACAGGCGAAUCAAUUUUUGUGCCGGGUACCUAUGCAAGUUACUAUUCUAAAAAUGGUUGGUACCGUGGACCAUUCUAUAUGACACUGGGAUUUUAUAACACCGCUGGCUAUAUGGUUUAUGGAAAAGGAAAAGACGAUGUAGCUAGCUAUGCUAUAAAAGGUUUUUAUUCGCCCAUAACUCGUCGAAUGGGUUUGCAACUACAUUAUCAGAUUGGAACAGGAGAUCCCGACCAAAAUAUAGGUCAAACAAUAUCCGCUCAUGUGCAGUGGAAUGAAUACCAACAACAGUUUGAAGGCAAUUAUUAUUCUUCAAUAGAAAAUGCCGGAAAAGACAAUAGUUUUAUAAUCAAACGUAACUGA
Rotaria socialis is the source of this 564-nucleotide messenger RNA. The record is from the annotation of a GenBank genome assembly. Lineage: Eukaryota; Metazoa; Rotifera; Eurotatoria; Philodinida; Philodinidae.